Messenger RNA from Rhipicephalus sanguineus (brown dog tick), 861 nucleotides. RefSeq names its product tigger transposable element-derived protein 6-like. The transcript has a single exon. Gene Ontology annotation, cellular component: nucleus. The record is from RefSeq and is a predicted model, not a curated record. The coding region runs from base 1 to 861 and encodes 286 amino acids. Gene Ontology annotation, molecular function: DNA binding. NCBI's taxonomy places the organism in Eukaryota, Metazoa, Arthropoda, Arachnida, Ixodida, Ixodidae.
AUGAGUGUGAAGGACUGCAUCCGCGAGGCAGCGGAGUCGGGCACGGGCUCGAAGGAGAAAAGACUGAAGAAGUCAACGUACGCUGAUGUGGACAAGGCCGUCUUCACCUGGUUUCUGGACAGACGGGCACGCAACGUACCCAUAAGUGGCGCAAUCCUGCAGCAGAAAGCGAAGGAUUUUGCGUCGAUUCUUGGCCAUGAUGAUUUCGAGGCAAGUAACGGCUGGCUGCAAGGGUUCAAGAGCUGGCACGGUGUCGUCGGUAGAGUGAUUAGCGGCGAGUCCACGUCUGCUAACAGCGAUGCCUCUGCCUCGUGGAUGGACGAGAAGCUGCCUGGCAUCUUGGACCGCUAUGAGGCGGCGGACUUGUACAACGCCAAUGAAACGGCAUUGUUCUACCAGAUGUUGCCGAAUCGCACGCUGGAGCUUAAAGGGCACGAUUGUCGAGGCAGAAAGCAGAGCAAACUACGCAUCACGGUCUUGCUUUCUGCAAACAGUGAUGGCAGCGACAAAAGAGUCCCAUUAGAUAUAGGAAAAAAUGCCCAGCCAAGGUGUUUUAAAGGCACGAAGCCGAUGCCAGUCAAGUACGUGGCCAAUUCGAAGGCCUGGAUGAGCCGAGAAAUCUUUACUGAAUGGCCGAAGGCAUUCAACGAAGAUGUCAAGCAUCAGGGUCGCCAAGUAUGCCUAUUGCUUGACAACUGCUCUGCUUACCACAUCGAAGGCCUUCAGCUGUCGAACAUCGAGCUGCAGUACUUCCCUGACAACUGCACGUCCCUAAUACAGCCGUUAGACAAAGGGAUCAUCAACAGCUUUAAGUGCUGCUAUCGUCGUCGCGUCAUUCAGAAGAUCCUCUUGUCGCUUUGA